GCGCCGAUCCGCCGGGGAAGGCGGGAGGGCGCGUGGGGCGCGAGGGGCGCGGGGCAGCAUGAGUCAGCAGCGACCGGCGCGGAGACUACCCAGCCUGCUGGUGGACCCGGCGCAGGAGACGGUGCGCCGCCGCUGUCGGGACCCCAUCAACGUGGAGAGCCUACUGCCAUCAAAAAUAAGGAUUAAUCUAGAAGAAAAUGUGCAGUAUGUGUCCAUGAGAAAGGCUUUGAAAGAGAAGAGGCCCCGCUUCGAUGUGUCUCUGGUGUACUUAACUCGCAAGUUUAUGGAUCUUGUCAGGUCUGCCCCUGGGGGCAUUCUCGACCUAAACAAGGUUGCCACAAAACUGGGAGUCCGGAAACGGCGCGUGUAUGACAUCACCAACGUUCUGGACGGCAUCGAGCUGGUAGAAAAGAAGUCCAAGAACCACAUCCGGUGGAUAGGAUCCGAUCUGAACAGCUUCGGAGCUGCUCCCCAGCAGAAGAAACUGCAGGCUGAGCUUUCCGACCUGUCGGCGAUGGAGGACGCCUUGGACGAGUUGAUUAAAGAUUGCGCCCAGCAGCUGUUGGAGUUAACAGACGACAAAGAAAACGAAAGACUAGCUUACGUAACCUAUCAGGAUAUCCACAGCAUCCAAGCCUUCCAUGAACAGAUUGUUAUUGCUGUGAAGGCUCCAGAGGAAACCAGACUGGACGUCCCAGCUCCCAGAGAAGAUUCUAUCACAGUUCAUAUCAGAAGUACCAAAGGACCCAUUGACGUGUAUCUGUGUGAAGUCGAACAGACCCACUCAAGUGGUAAAACAGCCGAUGGAGUAGAGGCCUCUCCAUCUAAAAGCAGACAUCCAGAAUGCCCAGCAAAAGAAGACACGUGUCCUCAGUGAGAGUCACUCAAAGUGAGCAACUGACGGCAGUACGGAGUGGUGAAGGUGUUUGGAGCCUCCUAUGUGGAUGAGUUAUGUGCCGGUUUGGUCCUCAGC
Molecule: messenger RNA, 973 nt
Organism: Phodopus roborovskii (desert hamster)
Lineage: Eukaryota; Metazoa; Chordata; Mammalia; Rodentia; Cricetidae
Gene: E2f6
Product: E2F transcription factor 6
Exons: 7
Coding region: 59-877 (272 amino acids)
Biological process (GO): regulation of transcription by RNA polymerase II
Cellular component (GO): RNA polymerase II transcription regulator complex
Molecular function (GO): DNA-binding transcription factor activity, RNA polymerase II-specific; protein dimerization activity; RNA polymerase II cis-regulatory region sequence-specific DNA binding
Source: RefSeq, a predicted model, not a curated record